AUGACGUUUUACAUGGCGGGUCCUGGCCGAAAGGGUGGAUAUGUACCGGGACGGGAUAAUGUCAUUGAUGAAGUUAUGCGCUCGUGGCAAGAGAAGUACUGCACUUAUUCCGAAGUAAGCGUUUGCGUUUCGACCUUCAACGUGAAUGGUCGAUCAGCUCCACCCAAUAUUUUGGGAUGGUUCCCGAGUGACAAUCGAGCCGAUUUCUACAUUGUCGGAUUGCAAGAAAUGGAUCUAUCGAUCGGCACUCACAUCAUCGACAACAUGAAAAAAGAGAUCGAAUGGAUUGAAUGCAUACGACAGUCACUCCCGAAUCCCGAUGAUUAUAUUAAGGUUCGCUCUCAUCGACUAGUCGGAAUUCUCAUUGUGAUGUUCAAAUUGACGAAGUGUAAUGUGCAAAUCACCGAGGAAAAGUCGAAUCUGAUCGCCACGGGGAUCUCGGUGAUGGGAACGAAAUUGGGGAACAAGGGUGGAACCGGGAUCUCGGUGAAGAUUAACGAUUCGCUCAUUUGUUUCAUCAAUUGUCACUUGGCUGCUGGGAAUGGGGAAUUGGAAAGGAGGAAUCAGGAUUUCAGAGAUAUUACAAAUCUAACGUUUGGUUCGACAGACGCAAAUAUUUGGGCUCAUGACGCGAUUUUCUGGUUUGGCGAUCUCAAUUAUCGGCUGAUUAACGAGGCUCCAUACACGAGCGAUGAAAUUCGUGCAAUCGCUCAGACAAAACAAGCGCAUCAACUUUUUCAAUAUGAUCAGCUUUACAUCGAGAAAGCGAAAGGACGCGUGUUUGCCAGUUUUGAAGAAACACCUCCAAAAUUUCGACCAACUUACAAAUUCGACGUUGGAACAUGUCAAUGGGAUAGCAGUGAAAAAGCGAGAGUGCCCGCGUGGUGUGAUCGAAUCCUUUGGCGGAAACUUGACGCCGAUACACACAUUCGGCAACUCUCGUACGAGUCCCUCGAAGCUGUGGUCAUCUCGGAUCACAAACCCGUUAGAGCCUUUUUUGCGUUACGAUUGCGAAAAAUUGACCAACAAAAAGCUGAUAGACUUUAUGAGGACGCGAUUCGGGAAGCUGAUCGACGAGCGAAUGAGCUUUUGCCGCAAAUCUCGCUCUCAGCCUCUGAGCUUGAUUUUGGCGAGGUUGCCUACUUGGAGCCGAAUUGUCGAACGAUCACGAUCAAGAACACUGGAAAGGCGAGGGUGAACUUGAGCUUUGUCCCUCCUCCGAACAAGGAAAGAAUCUGUGCCCGGUGGCUUCAAGUCACACCGAUCAAAUAUGCACUUCGAAUCGAUGAGGAAAUCCAGAUCUCACUGACGGUCGUCAUUGAUAAAGGAUCCGCGUGGGAGCUCUCAAAGAAUAAAAUGGAAAGCUUGCAAGAUAUUCUGGUGAUGAGACUGGAGAAAGGACGAGAUCACUUCUUGAUUUGUACUGCUAAAUAUACUCCGAAAGUGUUCGGUGUUUCUCUUCAACAUCUUUUGCACAGAAAUCAAACCGAGCAGAAUCUCAUCGAUUUUGGAGAAACAGCCCAAGUAUUGGACGAUUGCCCGGAUGGAGUCCCAAAAGAAAUCCAUCGUCUCGUUUCCGCGUUGCGCAAAAUCGGACACACAAAGCUCAAUUUCACAGAGAUGGUUGACAACUCACUAUUUGGUGCUAUUCGAACGGCUCUCGAGAACAAUGUUCCGCAAGAUCUCACCUCGAUUCGUGGUGUGACCGCUUUCUCUUUGUACAGCACCCUGCUUCGACUUCUCGACUCGCUCACAGAAUCAUUAAUUCCACAAAAGUCUAAAGAAGCUUGUCUACAUCAUUGCACAAAUGCCGUGCUUUUAUGGACUGAGGUUGCGAAAUUUGAUCCGAUUCGCGUGGCGAUGAUCGAGUAUUUGACGACGUAUCUGCGAGAACUUGUCUCACUUCGACAGGAGGCUCGAGAGCAAUUGUGGAGUUGGGCGGACGUUUUCUUUCGUGACACAUCUCCACCGAUCACCCCGCGACAGCAAUGUCUCUAUUCGCUGGUCGAUUAUGCUCGUGAUGUGGCCGUUUUUCACUCAUCCGCCUCAUUCAACACUUUACCAAACAAGCCAAGCAACGAGCGAUUGCAAGUGCGAUUACCGCCGCCAGUGCCACCACAUCGUGGAACGAGUUCACAAACGAUUCCCCGUGCCGGAAGCAAUAUGUUC
Molecule: messenger RNA, 2169 nt
Organism: Mesorhabditis belari
Lineage: Eukaryota; Metazoa; Nematoda; Chromadorea; Rhabditida; Rhabditidae
Source: the annotation of a GenBank genome assembly